AUGGGGCCUUCCAAAGUAACUCUUAGUGAGCGAAAGAAGAAGGCAGAUUCUUCAAAAUCUUCCUCGAAAUCCUCUGCCAAAACUGCAACCAAAACUCCAAUUGUCAAAUCACCGCAAGAUUUCAAGAGCUCCGAGUUUGUUGGAGAAAGCGACAAUGAGAAUGACGAGCCAAAGGGAAACAAAUCGGAAUCAGAUAGCGACAAUGAUUCUCUGCCAUCGAAUCCCGCUGUGAAAUCUACAUCUAAAUCCAAGUUCAAAUCGAAUAGCAAGGCCGCAGAGAGUAGCCACAGUUCCGAGGCUGAGAGCUCCGAAGAGAGUGAAAGUGAAAGUGGGAGCGAUGAGAAGGAGUCGGAAGACGAAUCAAGUACAAAUGCAAAGAAAUCUGUUGUGCCAUCUUCGUCUAAGAAAGAUGCCAAAACAGUAUCGAUGAAAGUUGCGCCCUUCAAGCCCCCUCCCGGAUUCGAAAAGUCUUCUUCGAAGAAUUCAAGUAAAGCACCACAAUUAUUCAGCAAGUCUAAUUUGGAGGGAAAAGAAAUUUGGUACAUCACAGCACCUGCGUCGGUACCCAUUGCUUCUGUAACGGAGAUGUCGCUGCGAGAUGCAAAAUUGGGCAAAGCAGUAUUUUCGCAGAAUGGCAACGAUUAUGGUUUCGUUCACGACCCGCUUGAUGACAAGACGUAUACCAAGAUCUUGUUACCAAGCAAUUCUAAAGAUGGUUACUCCAUUGAGAAAAAAUCCGUGGAUCAGAUAUAUCAUAUGCAACAAGUCGUUAACCUUUCUAAGGAGAACUCCAGCCAAGCUACAGUGCCCGCAAAGCGACCUGUUCGUCAACAACCCAAAGGUCUGAAGGCGCGAUACCAACCAAUUGGCUUUUCGAGCGCACCUGGUAUCAUUGGAUCUGACGAAGAUGAAAGCGAGUCAGAAGAACGCGCUCCCAAAUUCCAAAAGAUCGCAAUGUCGGAAGACGAAGCAUCAGAUGUGGAGAUGGAAGAUGCACCACCGGUGAAAAAGUCAAAAUCCGAUAAAUCGAAGAAGAGCCACAAAGACUCUGAAGAAGGUGCGGAUCGCUCAUCGAAAAAGAAGCACAAGGAUUCUGGAGAUAAGAAGAAAAAGCACAAGAAAACAGACAGCAAUUGA
This is a messenger RNA of Botrytis sinoallii, 1137 nucleotides long. RefSeq lists its product as uncharacterized. NCBI's taxonomy places the organism in Eukaryota, Fungi, Ascomycota, Leotiomycetes, Helotiales, Sclerotiniaceae. The transcript is spliced from 4 exons. The record is from RefSeq and is a predicted model, not a curated record. Bases 1 to 1137 code for a protein of 378 amino acids. Gene Ontology annotation, biological process: transcription by RNA polymerase I.